AAUUAAAUCCUCGCUAAAGUUCAGCUAUGCUUAAGCAUGCGAAGCAGACAGAGAGGAAGGUCAGCCCGACGGACGGCACAGAGCUGGGGGUAUGGAUCUCACCGAUGGCAGGACCGAUUCAAGAUCGACAACACCAGCGGGGGAGGUCAAGGAUCAGCAGAGGGGCUUGGAGGCAGAAUUUUGGAGGUUAUGACUUGAAUCUUUUGAAACAAGCCACGCCGUUCUACUUCACAAAAUUUCCUGACAACUGGAGGUAUGAAGAGAUGUGGAAUACAUUCUACAAGUUCGGUAGAGUGUAUGCUAUAUACGCUCCAAAUCGCAGAGACAGAACAGGGAAACGAUUUGGUUUUGUUAGAUUCCUUGAAGUCAAGGAUGAAGGAGAACUUGUGAGGAAACUUGAUCAGAUCUGGAUCGGCAACACCAAACUCCAAGUCAAUAUCCCAAAAUACAGCAAAAGGGACAGUGACUUUCAGAGAGAGAAGGCGCAAAGCAAACAACCCACUCCGAACAUGCAAAGAAGUUACGCUGAUGUACUCAAAGGCACAAGGAGAGAAGUUCUACCUGCUAAACCACACAGGUCCACUUGGCAACAGAGAACGGCAGAAAAGCAAUGGACUGGACUCGAGUUCACUGUUAAUAAGGAGGAUUCUGCAUGGCUGGAUGGCUGCUACGUGGGAACAACCAGGUCAGUUGAGUUAAUCCCAACCAUGCAGGAAAAGCUCUAUAUGGAGGGGUACUUUGCUUGCACUGUCAAACCCAUGGGAGGAAGGCUUAUGUUGCUAAGUAGUGAGGAUAAGGAAGAGUUGAAAGAUCUGGUGGAGAAUGCAGCAGAUUGGCUUGGCCAGUGGUUUGACGAGAUCAAACCAUAUUCUCCUUCAUUAGUCGCAAGCGAGAGGAUGGGAAAAUUUAUAUCACUAGAUGAUAGCACAAGUAGGAAACUCAGGUUUGACAUUGCUAGAGUUUUAAUCUCAACGUCCUCAAAGGAUUUUAUCUCCAAAUCCAUUACGAUUAAGGUCAAUGGACAAUUCUUUAACAUUGUGAUCAGGGAAGAAGAAGCCUCUAAUGGCUUAUUUUCUAUGAAAUCAGAUCAUAUCAUCUUCUCCAACAGCAACUCAGAUGAUGAUGAUAUGGUUUCUUGGUCAAUUUGCAGUGACCCCUCAACAGAUAUCCCGGGUGGCGGACAGAUCGACCUCAUCUUGGGAAACAUGCCCAAUUUUGAAAAAGAUGAAGACGUUGAGACAAGGAACAAAAUGGAGGUUGACGAGCUCAUUAAUUGCAAAGAUUUUGAAAUCCCUGUUGAAAUUGGUGAGAGAGUUGCAGUGGGCCCUCAACAGGUUGCUUUCGUUCAAAAAAAUGAGGACGUGGAGGCAAGGAGAGCAUUAGAAGAUGUUGAGUCUACCAACUGUGCAGAUUUCGAAAGUCUUCCUAAUGCCGGCAAUGAUGUAAGAGUUGCAGUGGGGCCUCUUGAGAUUGCCUUGGUUCAAGAUUUAUCAAAGAAGGUUAGGAACAGCAGUGAAGAGCAGAUGACAUUAGCAGAAAGUAGUGCACAGAGCAACGCAAAAUCAUGGCCCACCACAUGUUCUGGAAGGAACUUGAAAUUGGGCCUCAAGGGCGAGUCCUCUAAGCCCAAUCCUAAUAUGGAUAAGACAACUCAAAGCCCGUCAAAAGGAAGGAAUAUGGAGAUUGAACCAGAGGAAAACAUAGCCAGCAUUCAUCGAAAGCUUGUGUGUGAAAAGAAUGCAGCAAACAAUUCAGAGAAACACUUCUGGGAAGAUAUGGACAGCGAUUCUGGUGAAAUCAAAGAAUGGAUGCGCCUACAUGACGGUAGGACCCUAAAAACUACCAGAAAAAAGAGAAAGAAAGCUCGAUCAUGUGCUGAGGUCUACCAAAACUCCAGAGCUGUGCAGAUUUCAAAAGACAAAAUGAAGAGAAGGGGACGACCAAGCAGUGGACAUUCCAUACCAACUUUUCUCCCCUGUGCAGAAAUACAUGUGGCUGGCGAAUCCAUUGACGACAGUGACAUCAGAAACUGCAACAGAGGAAUACAAGAAAAAAAACAAGAAAGAGAUGGUGAGAGAAUUUGGGAUUUUGCCAAGAAGUUAGGGGCAACAACGAGUGGAAGCGAGGAGGAACUAAUUCGAAGGAUCAAUGAACUAGAAGCCAGAGAUAAGGAAGCCAGAGACAACGAAGCCAGAGAUAAAGCAACAGAGGCUACAACUGGAGGAGAAAGGGCUUCAAUCGGUAGAUCAGGAGGGCUUCUAUGUAUAUGGAACUCUGAUAUUUUUUGCAAAGAAACAGUUCUUGAGGGGACCAAUUUUCUGGGCGUUUAUGGUUUUUGGGGUAAAAAUGCAGUUCCAGUUUUCAUCAUCAAUAUCUACUCCCCUUGUGAGUUAGUGAAUAAAAGAUUAUUGUGGGAGGAGUUAAGCAAUCUUGUCUCACCUUCUGCUAGUGGGAAUUGGUGUAUACUUGGUGAUUUUAAUGCAAUUAAAAGCCAACAUGAAAGGAAGGGUUGCAAAUCCUUAUCCAGUGAGAUGAGAGAAUUCUGUGAUUUCAUCAAUGAAUUGAAUUUAAUUGACCUACCACUGAUAGGGAGGAAAUAUACUUGGUACAAAUCAAAUGGAGAAUCAAUGAGCAGGCUUGAUCGAGCUCUUUUUUCUGAAAAUUGGUUGUCUACUUGGCCUGAUAUGAAGCGAUGGUGUCUUGCUAGAUCAUGUUCAGAUCACUGCCCAAUUCUAUUGAAAAAUCAGUGUAAGGACUGGGGACCCAAGCCAUUCCGUUUCUUCGAUGCAUGGUGGGAAUCUAACGACCUUAAAGAGCUGUUAACCCAAGCUUGGACCUCUGUGAAGGUUCAGGGAUGGAAAGGUUAUUGUCUCAAGGAAAAAUUAAAAGUCUUAAAGAAAUCUUUGAAACAAUGGAGUACCAAAUUCAACUCAGAAAUAGAGUCAAAAAUUUCUUACUCUAAGCAGAGAAUUGAAGAUCUAGAUCUAAGAGGGGAGUUACAACAGUUGACAGAAGAAGAAAUUAUGGAAAGGAAACAGGCUUUUACUGAUUUGGGAAAAUGCAUGAGAAUCAAGGAAGGAAUCUUAAGGCAAAAAUCCAGAAAGACAUGGCUGCAAGAAGGGGAUAACAACACAAAGUUUUUUCAUCGUUGUGUCCGAGGGAGAAAAAGAAGAAACGAAAUUAACUGCAUUCAAGUGAAGGGUCAACAGUUGACUGAAGUGGAUGAGGUAAAAGAAGGAGUAGCCAGCUACUUUGAAGACAUGUUCAAAGAUGAAGGAUGGGAAAGGCCGACACUUGAUGGCAUCCAUUUCAAUAAAAUCUCCCAAGCUGAAUCAUGCAUGCUCUCUGCUAAAUUUACUCAAGAGGAAAUCUACAAAGCUGUUUGGGAUUGUGAUAGCUCCAAAGCCCCAGGUCCGGAUGGAUUUAAUUUCAAAUUCUUCAAGGAGAUGUGGGAGGUAAUCAAGCAGGACAUCAUUGGGUUUGCUGAUGAAUUCUACACAAAUGGGAAGCUAGUAAAAGGGUCUAAUGCUUCAUUUGUUGUCUUGGUUCCAAAGACAUCCAACCCCCAGAAAAUUGAAGAUUUUAGGCCCAUUUCUCUUAUAGGCUCCAUGUACAAAAUCAUUGCAAAGUUACUAGCUAAUAGGAUUAGGCUGGUAAUGGGUAGCGUGAUUGGGGUUCAACAAACUGCCUUUGUCAAGGACAAACUAUUGGUUGAUGGGGUCUUGGUUGCCAAUGAAGUGAUUGAUGAAGCCAAAAGAAGGAGGAAAAGUAGUUUUAUACUCAAACUUGACUUUGAAAAAGCAUUUGACAAGGUCAACUGGAGUUACCUCAACUACAUGCUUAAAAGAAUGGGGUUUGGUGACAAGUGGGCAAAUUGGAUCAUGGAAUGCCUAUCCACCAGUACAGUCUCCUUUCUUAUUAAUGCUGAAGGGUUGAAUGGACUCAUCAGUACAGCUGUUAGCCGAGAAUUGCUAAAGGGAAUCGAAGUCGGGACACAAGGAUUCAGGGUCACUCACCUACAAUUUGCAGACGACACAUUGAUCUGCGGGAAGGCUACCGAAGACAACCUGUGGGCAGUAAAGUGCAUUUUAAGGACCUUCGAAAUUGUCUCCGGAUUGAAGAUCAACUACAGAAAAAGCCAGCUUAUGGGGAUUCAUACAGACACUAAUUGGCUAAAGAAGAUGGGAUUCCUUCUUAAUUGCCAACUAGGAUCUAUGCCUUUCAAAUACCUAGGAAUAAAGGUGGGAGGGAAGUGGUGGGGCAGAUUAGCCAUAGGAGAUACUAGCCUAUGGAGCCAAUUAAUCAAAGAGAAGUAUGGUCACGAUAGAGAUAAUUGGCUGUGUUGGUUAAGGGAGGGCAACGACAAGGGCUCACUAUGGUGGAGAGAUCUAUGCAAGUUAGGAGAGAUGGGGGGAAGAACCAAUGAUUGGCUUAGGAGGGGAUUCCAAUUAAAAGUCGGAGAGGGAGCAGUAGUCAGAUUCUGGUGGGAUGAUUGGGUAGGGUGUGGGCCCCUUGCUGAAAAAUUUCCCAGAUUAUUCCUAUUAUCUGCAGGUCAGCAACAUUCAAUCAACCAAAUGGGGAACUGGAUAAAUGGCACUUGGAGCUGGAAUCUUCCAUGGAGAAGGAUGCUUUUGCAGAGAGAAAGUGCUCAGAUUGAUCCCCUUAUGAAUAUCCUAAACGGGGUUAAAAUCCAACAUGGAAUUCAAGAUACUUGGAGAUGGGUGCACAGCAAGGAUGGUAAUUACAACACUAGUGAAGCUUACUCCUUACUUGCUGCUGAUGGUGAACCUAGUGAUCCUAGCAUCUACUCCAGGAUAUGGAAUGGUAACAUCCCCUCUAAAGUAUGUGCUUUUACUUGGAAACUAGUUCAAAAUCGCAUUCCUUCCAAACUUAACUUGUCAAAACGAGGGAUGUGUAACUUUCAAGAUGGACUCACUUGUGUCCUUUGCACUACUGUUGUUGAAGACACAAACCACCUAUUUCUACACUGCAAAACAGCCUUUAAUCUCUGGUCAAAAUGUUUUCAAUGGUGGGGAGUUGAACAUGUAAUGCUUGGAACAUGUUGGGAUGCCUUUAACCAACACAAAAACCUUUUCAGCAACACAACAGUUAAAAUAGGCUGGGAAAUUAUAUGGUUUGCAAUCACUUGGACAAUAUGGCUGGCAAGAAAUGAGGUAAUAUUCCAGAACAAACACUUGGACGAAGCGAAACUAUUUGACUUGGUGCAAGCUCGUUCAUUCCAGUGGCUUAAAUUCAAAGGUGAAGGGAAGGGGAUCUCACUCUCUGAUUGGAUACAACAACCAAGAUUGAGCACUCUUGCAGCCUUCACAAAAAAGAGGGUAGACAUUUGACAAGGACCAUACAAUGGAGGUGAGACCCUUUUGGGUGAGGAGAAGAUAAGUGCAUGGUGCUUAAUCUGGGUCUUUACUUUCAUUUUUCUUUCUGCAUGAUUAUGAAAAGAAAGCCAAGUGUUAUGU
Messenger RNA from Rubroshorea leprosula, 5477 nucleotides. The record is from the annotation of a GenBank genome assembly. NCBI's taxonomy places the organism in Eukaryota, Viridiplantae, Streptophyta, Magnoliopsida, Malvales, Dipterocarpaceae.